Cokeromyces recurvatus is the source of this 258-nucleotide messenger RNA. RefSeq lists its product as uncharacterized. The transcript has 2 exons. The record is from RefSeq and is a predicted model, not a curated record. The coding region runs from base 1 to 258 and encodes 85 amino acids. Lineage: Eukaryota; Fungi; Mucoromycota; Mucoromycetes; Mucorales; Mucoraceae.
AUGAAUUCAAAGACUUUUCUCACUUUCAUUGCUCUUGCUUGUAUCAUUGCUAUAGUUAGCGCUCAAGAAACCACAACAGCUGAUCCUAUUGCUUCACUUCAAAGUAAGGCAUCUUCUGUAGCUGCAACUGCCAGUAAUACCUCACCAACUGCUGCUGCUACUACAACAUCUACUAGUGCUGGUUUUUCUUUGAAUUCUGGAUUAUCGGUGCAACUUCUUGCUUCCAUUUGUGCUAUUGCUGCAUCCUUCUUAUGGUAA